Molecule: messenger RNA, 2247 nt
Organism: Pelobates fuscus (common spadefoot toad)
Lineage: Eukaryota; Metazoa; Chordata; Amphibia; Anura; Pelobatidae
Gene: ZDHHC1
Product: zinc finger DHHC-type containing 1
Exons: 12
Coding region: 471-2186 (571 amino acids)
Biological process (GO): peptidyl-L-cysteine S-palmitoylation; protein targeting to membrane
Cellular component (GO): Golgi apparatus; endoplasmic reticulum
Molecular function (GO): protein-cysteine S-palmitoyltransferase activity
Source: RefSeq, a predicted model, not a curated record
CUCCUUUCAGUGUACACUUCAUGUCUGCAGUGUUGUUAGUGACCUCCCAUUGAGCCCAGGAUACAGAGGAGUUUCUUAUUUUACAGUCCAAUUUCUGCAAAUUGAUAUGGGCCUUGAACACAAAUCCUCACCCAAUUCAGACUGGUCCAGACAGUGUUCCCGUACUCUACACAGCUAUACCCAGUUAUGAUCAUGGAAGUUUUUCCAGACUGGAUUUUAAUUUUUUUCCAUACCUCAGAAACAAUGCCAUCUUAAACCACAUGGAUUAUUAACCCUGCGACUAUCAGACUUACAGGAAGUUUUCAAGUUGUCAAUUUGCAAGUUUCAACUCAUUUUAGACCUCAUGCAUCUUCACAUGCACACAUAUUUUGUGGGCAGCUACCAAAAAAGAGAAAAGUCUUCAUAUAAUAGUUAUUUUUCUUCUCAUCGAGAGCUUCCAGCAACCAGCCUGAUAGGCUGAAUCAACUCUGAUGACUAACUGCAAGAAGCAAUCUUCGAAGACGGUGGUUCCUGCAAAGGAGGUUGGUGAUGUAUCAGCAGAGUCCCCUCAACAUUCAAGGAAAAAUGGCUGGAGCUGGCCUCCUCAUCCAUUGCAGUUUGUUGCCUGGGUCACAUACCUCUUUUUUGCAAUCGUAGGAUUUGGAAUUCUUGUUCCACUAUUACCUCCGCAUUGGCUGGCAGCUGGUUAUAUUUGUAUGGGUGCCUUAUUCGCUUUGCACCUGGUUGUUCACUUCCUAGCUGUUACCAUCAAUCCAGCUGAUGACAAUGUGCGUGCCAAGGGCUCUCCUGGUCCCCUUCCCGUGUUUGACCGCAACAAACAUGCCCAUGUCAUUGAAAAUAUGCACUGCUACAUCUGUGAGGUGGAUGUGGGCCCAAAAUCAAAGCACUGCAGUUUGUGUAAUAAAUGUGUCAGUCAUUUUGAUCAUCACUGCAAAUGGCUCAAUAACUGCGUGGGAGGCAAAAAUUACUGGCUAUUUUUCAACAGUCUUAUUUCUGGGUUCCUGGGCACAUUUAUCCUGACUAUAAUUUCAUCAUAUGUGUUUGCUGCAUACUUCAUUGACCCAGCAUUGUUAAGAACCAAUGAACAUUUUGAAGUCUCAAAGAACCUCACUAGCGUGUGGUAUGCGUUCCUUCCAUCUGCCCCAGUGGAAACUCAGGCAGCCGCCAUCUUGGCUCUAGCUGCAAUAAUUUCUCUAAUGGGCUUUGUCACUAUCCUACUAUUGGGGCAACUGCUCUGCUUUCAUAUCUACCUCUUGUGGGAAAAACUCAGCACAUAUGAAUAUAUAAUGCACCAGCGACAAAAGCAAGAAAUGAAAUCGGGCAGCAGAAACCCAGAAGAGGGUGACUCGCCACCAGCAGGACAGGCACAGAUAGAGGAGGAGGUUUAUGGAGGAAGUCUCAUUUACACUAACCCGGAUGUACGAAUCAAGGGACCUUCGAAUGAAUCAUUAGGUAAAAGUUGCCCAACGUUGUCUAUUGACAAUGAAAAGCUGGAUGGGGAGCUGCAGUCUGACCCUGGGCCAUCAUUAUCAGUGCCAAAAAAGCCAAGAAUGAAGAAGAAGAAGAAAAGAAAAAAAUCGAAUCAAGUCUCACCAAGAGCAACAGAAAACCAUUCCGAAGAUGGACCUCCACAACACGUAUUUCCUCUGCCACCUCGCACAAAUAAUGAAAGUCCAAUUUCUCCUACUCCUCCUGGUCGGGCAGUACAAUCUCCAGCUUAUCAAUCACAGUCCUUGCCUGUGUUUGCCUCCAUCAACAACCGGCCAAUCCAGGCUUCUGGACCACCUGCAGAAUAUCACUCUGACUCUGCCGAGUCAAUGGAGGAAAUCCCAGUGGCACAAACUCAUCUUGGUAGUUCUUCCAUGAGUGAAAAUUUGUUCCUUAGCCAGAGCAUGCCCAAAGAUUUAUCGAAUGGCUCAGAGCAUGGACUAAAGCAAAGCUACUUGAGGCCUGUUAUCAGGCAGCAAAAAUUUGAGCUACUAUCAAAGGUUCCUUCUGUCUUUGUCAGUGAGACCAGUGGACAACCUCUGCCCAAUGGACAUUUAAUGGAAGCUAGAGUGACAGACAAUCUGCCUAAUAAACAACAUAAAAACAUGCGGGUAACAAAGGGCAAAGGAGGAGAGCAGGCUCUCUCUUUUUCCAAUACAAAUGGACCUUCCAAUAGCACCACAAGUCCAAGAAGUUAGUUAUUUUAUAUGGAAGUACCUAACUAUGCUGGUUUUAUAAAUAAAAUACUUUUUACCUCAA